AUGAGUUCAUUCAGCACGAGGGCUCUGACGCUGCUCUCGUCGAUUUUCGGCGCCUGCGGUUUGCUGUUGGUCGGCGUCGCCGUGUCGACGGACUACUGGCUGCUGAUGGAGGAGGGAAUCGUCCUGCAGCAGAACCAGACCACCGAGGUGAAGAUGGCGCUGCACUCCGGCCUCUGGAGGGUCUGCUUCGUGGCAGGACCAGAGAAGGGCAGAUGUGUGGCGUCAGAGUAUUUCACAGAGCCAGAGAUCGAGAUCACGACAGAAAAUACAGCCAAUAUACUGAAAAUGGUCCGAACCGCCACGCCCUUCCCCAUGGUCUCCCUGCUCUUCGUCUUCACGGCCUUCAUCAUCAGCAACAUCGGACACAUCCGGCCGCAGCGCACCAUCCUCGCCUUUGUUUCGGGGAUAUUCUUCAUACUGUCAGGUCUCAGCCUGGUGGUUGGUCUAGUCCUCUACAUCUCCAGCAUUAACGACGAGGUGAUGAACCGACCCAGAGAGCCGGAGCAGUUCUUCCAUUACCACUACGGCUGGUCCUUCGCCUUCGCCGCCUCGUCCUUUCUGCUUAAAGAGGGCGCAGGAGUGAUGUCCGUCUACCUCUUCAUGAAGCGCUACGCUGAGGAGGAGCUGUACAGGCCUCAUCCCGCUCUCUACCGCCCCCGCAUGUCCGACUGCAGUGACUACAGCGGCCAGUUCCUCCAUCCAGACUCCUGGCCUCCAACUCAACGGGGCCGCAGCGCCUCCGAAGUUUCUUCCGACAUCUCCAUCCAGCUCAACCAGACGCCGCCGCAGCCGCCACCCAAGGGGGGGAGCAGCUCCCAGCCGACGCCCUCCUCCUCUGGGCCUUCAUCGGCGGCCAGCUACCAGCUCCAGCCAGCCUCCUCCUCCUCAACCUCCUCCUCUUACCCACACCCCCUCCACCUGGCCGCCACCUCCACCCUACCCAGAGCAACCCACGCCCACGCCCACCCUCACCCUCACCCGAGCGGGCCCCCGCCACAGUCCAUGCCCAUGGCGGCGCCACCCUCGGCCGUGCCCCCUCCCCGCUAUCACACACACAUGCGAAUGAGCGCCUCGCCAUGCUAG
Molecule: messenger RNA, 1083 nt
Organism: Chelmon rostratus (copperband butterflyfish)
Lineage: Eukaryota; Metazoa; Chordata; Actinopteri; Chaetodontiformes; Chaetodontidae
Gene: cacng7a
Product: calcium channel, voltage-dependent, gamma subunit 7a
Exons: 5
Coding region: 1-1083 (360 amino acids)
Biological process (GO): postsynaptic neurotransmitter receptor diffusion trapping; neurotransmitter receptor transport, postsynaptic endosome to lysosome; calcium ion transport
Cellular component (GO): AMPA glutamate receptor complex; postsynaptic density membrane
Molecular function (GO): voltage-gated calcium channel activity; channel regulator activity
Source: RefSeq, a predicted model, not a curated record